Molecule: messenger RNA, 4843 nt
Organism: Meriones unguiculatus (Mongolian gerbil)
Lineage: Eukaryota; Metazoa; Chordata; Mammalia; Rodentia; Muridae
Product: zinc finger protein 394-like
Exons: 7
Coding region: 598-1185 (195 amino acids)
Source: RefSeq, a predicted model, not a curated record
AUCUCCCAGGAUGCCGCGCGGGGCAGCCAAUAUGGCGGCGACCACCGCCUUUUGCAAGGUUUGUAUUUAAUAUGCUGCAGGGGGCCGGCCCAAUACAGGCUUGUACUGCUAAAUCUGGCGACGCGGAGUUUGAUCCCUGGAUUCGAGACACCCAAAAGUUGUGCUCCAUCUUCCACAAGUCGCCUUGUCAGCCUCCUUCCCUUCCCGAGGCGUUAGGUCCGUCUCUGCACCACAUUGUGGGAGUCGGAAUCGAACCCAGAUCCUAAGAUCCUGGACAGAGAGACGCUGAACUAUCCAUCUCUCCAGCCCACCCUUUUAUUUAUUUCUUUACUUCUGAUUUUCUUUAAUGAUUACCCUCCAUGUUGCUUGUCCUCCCAAGCCCUCGUCCACAUAGACACACCCUACCUGUUUUACAUCCUGUUCUUUAAGGACCUGGCCUGGGAGACCAAUGAAAGGAAGGCAAACCAUAGAGACGCCACUUAGUCCUCCAGGGCGCAUAGAGGGACCGAGGAUGGGCUCCGCCUCUCUCUGCAUCCGGAGCAGGCGGGGGAUGAUGACGCACUUCCGGCCUCGUUUGUUUUCUUCGUCUGUCGCGCCAUGCCAGGGCGUGCGCUGUCGCGGCUGCGUUUCGGGGAGACAGUGGCCUUGCGCCCCUCUUUCUGGAAAGCUCAUCGGGGUUUCGGGGUCUCGGAGGACGGAUCCGAGGCUGCGAUGGCGGCGGCCUGCGCGGUGGUGGUGGCGGUGAAGGCGGAAGGGGAGGAGGAAGAGAAGGACCCCGGGGACUGGCGGGACCCCGAAACCUCCCGGAGACGCUUUUGGCGGCUGCGCUCCGGGGACGUGUCCGGCCCGGAGGAGGCGCUGAGCCGCCGGCGGGAGCUGUGCCGCCGCUGGCUGCGGCCCGAGCGGCGCUCCAAGGAGCGGAUGCUGGAGCUGCUGGUCCUCGAGCAGAUCCUCAGCCUCCUCCCGCGCCGGCUGCGGGAACCUGUGCGUCGCCGGCGCCCCGAGAGCGGGGAGGAGACGGCGGCCUGGGCGCGCGCCCUGCACCCGGCCUCCCCACAGGGCACCCCGACUUUCAAGGCCAAGGCUGGAUCUCUGACUAGGGGAGAGUGGAGCAGCUGUCCGUGGCCUGGAACUGCUCUCGUGGAGAGAGUGCAGAGGACGGCCAGGCUGGACCUGGAGAUCUGAGCUGCCUGGAAUCCUGACCUGAUCCCAAAGCAAGAGGAGGACUGGAAGGAGGACGCUGAGCCUGCGCAGGCCUGCCUACAAGGCUCACACUGGGACACUGCCCCCGAACAGGAAGAGAAACCACCUAAAAAUGCUGUUCCACCACAGGGGGAUGGUGAGUUCAAGGCCAGUCUGGGCCGCAGGGUAGGAUUCUCAUGUGACGCUGGCAUGAACUCUUCCUCCUGCUCCUCAGCAUGUCCUUUGUCUUGGAGAACAGCACCGUUUCUGCGGUGAGUGUGCGCCCUCGCUGGGUGUGGCAUGUGCCAGUCUGGAGUGGGCAGGGGGACGGUCCCCUAUCCUACCUGGGCUGACCAACACACACCCCUGUGACAGGGCCACAAGUGCUGCAUGAUGCUCUUCAGGUACAAUAACCACAGCGGCCUGAGCUUCGUGUCCAAGCUGGACAUCCCCAAGCAAAGCGUCCAGCACAACGUGGACAAGAGGGCCACCACUGAGGACUGAAACUCCACAGCCCUGGAGAUGCUGCACCAGAACAGCAUCACGUGGGUCCGGGUUGCAGUCGUAGGGAUGGUUGUGAGUCACUGUGUGGGUGCUGGGACUUGAACUCAGGACCUCUGGAAGAGCAGCCGGCACUCUCACCCUCUGAGCAGUCCCUCCAGCCCCCCUGACCUUGAACUUGUAACCUCCAGCCUCCACCUUCAGAUGGCUAGGGCUCCAUGCAAGCACCAGCACCCAGUGUAUGUGGCAUUGGGAACCCAGCCAGGGCCUGGUAUAGUCUCAGGCCUACCUGCUGGGCCACAUCCCAGGUGAGUGAGCCCUCCCGCUCUGGGACAGGGUCUUGUCAUGUGGCCCUGAGGGAUCUGGAGCCCAGUGCACCCCCAGCCAAUUGUUGGUGCAGGGCUUGGGGGGGUUGGCCUCACUCCUUCCACAGACCUUAUGGUCUCACUCUUCUUUUAGCCAGGUGUCCAUUUACAAGAUAGAUCAGGACUGUCACAAAUUCUGCACUACUGUCGUCGACAGGGCCAUGACGAUCAGGGAUUUCAAGGGAACGUGAAGGCCACCAUGGGUGUUGAUAUCCUGAUAGGAGCCACAGGUCGAAAGAGAGCAGUAUGUCCCUUUUGUCAGAGCAAGAAAAAUGUUUUGCUGGAUAAGAACUAUUUCACUAAUUCUGGAUGAAUGCUAUUUUUGUUUACCUGGACGCCAGCAUUGGUGCUGAUAUCCUGACAUCACAGGUCGAUGGAGUGCCAUAUGUCCCUUUUGUCAGAGGCAAGGAAAAUGAGUUCUCUUGCUGUAUAAGAAUUGUCUCACAAAUUCUUGAUGAAUGUUGCUUUGUAUUUCGGUGUGUUUGUUUUUGUUUGUUUGUUUGUAACCCUAUAAGUCCUUGUAUAUACUCCAUCUUGAGAUGGACAAAGAUGCUCAUUUUUGGAUAUAUGUGCUCCCUACUGACUAGUUUAAACCAUUAGAAAAACCUGCUUAUUUUCUUCACAUCUAUUUAUGUUCACUUACAUAGUUAUGGUAUUUAGUUAUGGUGUUUCAAUGUCAGUACAUAGAUGUAUAUCAGUAUUUUUUACUGCAUCCCAAUGUUUCAGCCAUUUGAAAGAGGAAAUAUUGAGUAGAAAAUCUUUAUAAAGUACUUUAAAAUUUGGUAGAGUUUUGCUAUGCCAUUUAAUACUGUAAAAUUAAACAUGUUAAACUACGCAAUUUACAGAAGGUACGGUUUACUAUCAAAAUUCAAUCAUUUAAAGAAAUAGGCAUUCUAAUUUUACAUGAUCUGUUUAUGGUUAUCAUGUGUCCAAGGUAUACUACAUAUUUAAUCAUGAGAUUUACCGAGUAUCUUGCAGGUUGUUUCAGUUACAAUUCUAUGUGUCUUUAGCUUAGCAUUUACUAUAUACUAAUAAGCAAGUAUCCUCCUCUGUAGGCAUCAGUGCUGUCUGACUUUUUUGUGCAUGAAGUUUUCUGACUAUCUCAAUAAAGCACAUGCCCUUUAAAAACCUAUGAUUGGUUCUAAGGUUCACAGUGUUAAUGACAUCUCCAUGCUGCCUUUUUCAGGUGGAACUUUGAUAGGUUAAAAGCAUUUGGAAUUAAUAAAUGGGGAUAAAUAUACAUUUCACCAUGUUUUACACCAAGUAUAUCAACUCUUGCACACAUAUUAUUACAUUAAGCUGAACAAUAACAUCCAUGUUGCUACUCCAAUGGCCAAAUUUUAGGGGUCACUUACUAUGGCCUUCAUUUAAUGUUUGGCAUCAAUUAUUCUGACCUGCGGGAGUUCAAUGGGGUCUUAAAGAGGGGGUGAAAAGAAUGGGGUAGGACAAAGAGACAUGAAGAAUGAAGCCAAGUCUGUUUGUCUGAUCAAGGCCUCAUUUAUUUGAAAUUUUUACACAGCUAUAUAGGGAGAAGGCAGGAAAGGGGGAAGGCUAAUAUCCUGCUGUGGAAGAUAGCAAAAGGGUUUUAUGGUUUGAGAUCCCUCCUGCAAGAUACCUUAAGAAUGUUUCCUUAAGAUAUUUCAAGGAUGCUCCAAGACUAAUGAGCAGAUGUUCUCACAUAAAUCUAUCACCCAUGACCUAGGGUCCUAGUGAAGCUGUUGUUAACUUUUCCACUAAUUGGCUUUGGCUCCACUAAGUGGCUUUGGCUCCACUAAGUGGCUUUGGCUAACUAAUUGGCUUUGGCUCCACUAAAUGGCUUUGGUUCCCGGCAAUCAAUCUGUCUUUUUUUGUGAAUCAGUCUAGUACUUGAGUAUUUCUUUUUCUCUCCAGUAUGAUUCUUUGCAAUGUGCUUCUUGCUUUUAUUUUUAAUUCAUGAAUAAUAUUGGCAAACUUCAUUAAUAAUGGAUAGUCUUUAUUACUCAAAUUAAAAAAAUAAUUUUAGUUGCAAUACAAUUACUUCAUUUACCCCCUUCCUCACUCUGGACAAGUGGUUCUCAACUUGUUGGUCUUGAACCCUUUGGAGAUGGCAUAUUAGAUAUCUUCCUAUCAGAGACUUACAUUAGAAUUUAUAACAGCAACAAAAUUACAGUUAUAAAGUAGCAAUGAAAUAAUUUUAUAAUAAUAAACCAUAAUAACCAUAAAAUAAUUUUAUGGUUGUAUCCUAUACAACAUGAGUAAUUAUAUUAAAGUGUUAACCACUGAUGUAUAUCCUAUCAGCUACACUUCUUCAAACUUGAGUCUUCUCAUGACUCUCAAGUUGAUCACUUCUGGAAAAAAAAAGCCUAUUUCUCCAAUCUAUUCCCAAUACUUCCCUUCCUAAGUGACCUCUUCCUUUCUAUUACAUUUUAAAUAUUCUUUUAACUUAACAGAUUCCUGCUUUGGGAAUUGAGGCUGUGUUUUAAAACUAUGCACCCUUUGAAAUGUAGUAUUGACAUCAGUCUUGUAAGUAUCCACUGAAUACCUGUUCUGUUAGGUCGAGACCUAUCCCAGGAGAAUCCAUAUUUACCCACAUGGAAGCCUGUGAGGAGUUCACCACCGAUGGAUUAUACCGAACCUUGCUGUGCCAGGGUUCCAUAAAACUCAGACAGAACAAGAAAAAAAACAACAUCUCUCCUUUUUCAGUUCUGUUUUGGUUGUGUCUAAUAACCUGUGAAUAUGUCCCUCAUGGCUGCUGUACUAUUAGAGGCUAUACUUUGAUUAGGCUUUACUGUACGAAAAUAAAAGUUUUUGAUUUA